Pisolithus orientalis is the source of this 261-nucleotide messenger RNA. RefSeq lists its product as uncharacterized. The record is from RefSeq and is a predicted model, not a curated record. NCBI's taxonomy places the organism in Eukaryota, Fungi, Basidiomycota, Agaricomycetes, Boletales, Pisolithaceae. The transcript has a single exon. The annotation marks the transcript as partial.
CAGCAUCUCCCCUACUCAUUAUUCUCUGAUAUGCAACUACAGAUUAUCCUGUGGGGACUUAUGGUCCUCAGCAUUGAUCAUAUCCCUUCCAUUAGGAACCUCAAAGAUCUUGAUAGCACACUUCAGAUGAAGUAUGGAGUACCUUCACUAUGCUACCAAGGAUUGCUUGGCCACAUUUAUUAUGUCAACCAUCUCCCAUCCAUAGGAAAAAUAACAAUUUUGAAGCCCCAAGUUAGAGACACAGAGAGAAAGCAGAAAUAA